AUGGAAGUGGUUGAUACAGAGUAUAUCCGCUCAUUGAGUGACUCAGCACUUCUGAUAUCGGUAUUUGCGGUGUAUGUUGCGGAGAAGCACGCUUCUCAACAGCAAUCAUUACACCUAUUUUCCGAUAUGCAUAGUACUCGAGACUAUUGGACAACAUUCUCUACGGGGGGCUUGCGCGCUCCAGGGCAUGGAAAGGAUGCCAUUGACGCCAUCAUUGCACGUUUGCAGCAAGCUGCUACCCGACGUGUUAAAGACGGAACUAUUCUUUCCACGGUGACGAAAGUCUCUCUUGUUCUGAGACUACUCCGCUUUAUCCAGUAUCGUCAAUUGUACAUCUCCUCGGGGUGGAUGGCUCAGAAUCAGGAAGUUCAGGCCGCGGAACAGCAUAUUAAACAGUUACUUCACGCAGAACCUAAACAGGCCCGCCAAAGUCUUGUACAUGCUGCCCAGUUAUUCCGAACAAUCCGAUGCCAACAUCAAUUCGACCCCUACGACUCUUUUAUCCUGCUCAUGGCUGUUCUAUACAUCUGGAACUACGACCGAUUUGUUAUCUCAGACAAGUCGCGAUAUCCUUCUGAUAGAGGCCCGGAGGAGAUUUUCCGAAUCGACCAAAAUAUGAAUGAGGAUGUACAAGAAAAGUGGGUAGCGGGCGCAUUUGAAAUGCGCGAGCAACUUCAUAUCACUGGACUUGGAGUGCUCAACGGCCAGGACAGCGUUCCCCGCAUCCUCAGGGAAACCGUUAGGAUCCUGAAUCAUGACAAGGCUUGGUCCCGCCAGGCAAAUAAUAUCAAACGUGCAUUGCAGCAGAUAUUAUUAGGGCGUACUCCGACAUUUUCUGCAGAGCCUGAAUAA
This is a messenger RNA of Aspergillus lentulus, 852 nucleotides long. Lineage: Eukaryota; Fungi; Ascomycota; Eurotiomycetes; Eurotiales; Aspergillaceae. The record is from RefSeq and is a predicted model, not a curated record.